Vairimorpha ceranae is the source of this 423-nucleotide messenger RNA. RefSeq lists its product as hypothetical. The record is from RefSeq and is a predicted model, not a curated record. The transcript has a single exon. NCBI's taxonomy places the organism in Eukaryota, Fungi, Microsporidia, Nosematidae. The coding region runs from base 1 to 423 and encodes 140 amino acids.
AUGAACAUAAAAAAUUUCUAUGAGCCAAUUUUUCAAGACGAAAAAGCAGCAAUAAAUUUUUUAAAAUCUAUUGACUUUUUCGGGCGCACAAUAAGAUGUGUAUGUGGUGUCUACACAAAGCGGGUGAAAAGUAUGCUUUUUAAAAAAGGAAUUUGUUUUUACUGUGCAAAUGGCUGCUACAAAAGACAGAGCAUUUAUACAGGAACAAUCCGUCAAAAAUUUUGUCUACCUGCUUUCAUCCAAUUAAGAAUAAUAUAUUGUUGGGUUAUGGGUAUGAGUAACAGCAUGGCAUGCGUUACUUGCGAGAUUUCUGAAUUAACAUAUACUUCUUAUAAGGAUGAAAUUUUUAAAAAAAUAAAAAACGAAGUAGACAACUACUUCGGUAAAAUAGGAGGACCCGGGAAGUUCAUUCAAGUAGAUUAA